AUGGUCACCGAACUCACGUCUGAGCUUGCGGUGGAGAAGGACUUGUCACAGAUUCUUGUGAACAAGUAUUUCUUUUUAGCCGCACUGUCCGUCCUGAUGUGGGACCAUCUCACUACACUACCUGACGAGGUACAAACUGUAUGGAAACGGAAGAAGGGCCUGCCCAUGUAUAUGUUUCUUCUUCUUCGGUAUUAUGCUCUUUUGGCUAUGAUCGUCGUCGCCUAUGGCUACUUCUCCCCGACCAUGACGGGCGAACAUGUCUACGCCUUCUACAACCAAAAUCGGGCGAUAUUGGCUGGCUUCCUCGUAGUCAUUGCCAUACAAACCGCCGUGGGGUUCUGGAUAUGGACAUUUCCAGGUAGUGGAGCUGCCCCUGAUCCAAUCAACAACGAGGCUUUUCACUUCUGCGUUUUCCUACCUCCCAAGCGCGCAGGGUCCUUAUCCCCUAUAUUUGUACUUUUCGAUCUCGCAUUCGAGACGCUCAUUUUCGUCCUCACAAUGGCUCGCACCCUCUAUCUAUACAAGACCUACCCCGUGGUUGGUCCCAGACGCAAUACUCUAAUGCAGUGUUUCAUCAGAGACGGCGCCGUAUACUACUUUGCGAUCUUUUCUUUCAACCUGAUGUGGUCCGUCAUGAUUCUCCACGCGCCCACGGGGCUGAGAGCUAUCGCUGCCAUACCGACAUCUGCGUUUUCCGCGACGCUCAUCAGCCGUAUCACGUUCAACAUCCGUAUCGAGGCCAUGGGUACCACGAACGUUUUCGAGCGCACUGAGAACGGAAUCCCACUGUCAGACUUGAGUUGGCGCAAGCAGAUUUCGCCUCGGGGGACGAAUGGCUCCCGUAGCACAGACUGGUCCGAAUCCGUCUGA
This is a messenger RNA of Stereum hirsutum FP-91666 SS1, 870 nucleotides long. RefSeq lists its product as uncharacterized. The transcript has 14 exons. Lineage: Eukaryota; Fungi; Basidiomycota; Agaricomycetes; Russulales; Stereaceae. The record is from RefSeq and is a predicted model, not a curated record. Bases 1 to 870 code for a protein of 289 amino acids.